AUGAUUGAAGCGGGUUUCGAUCUCGAACUGGAUCCUCGCAAUCAAGCUUGUGAUGUCACUACAAUCACGUCUGAUGGCGUUCAUACGUCCCAUCUACCUGAUAACCAAGAUCCCUUCGCGUGUAUGAGGGGCGGUGCUCCAAGCAAACUUGAUCCAAUCGCUGACGGACCACCAAGUACCAUUGGUGGGCUUUCAACAAAAGAGCAGAAUCACGAUGACAUCAUUUCUGAAGCAAGCCCCGCAGGGCCAGAUUAUCGACCCUCCCACAACGGAGACCCAGCUUCACGACAUCAAGUUGCUACAAUUGACGACUUUUCCAUUGGAAUUGAAGGUGGAAUGCCAUAUUUGCGACCGUCAAAGACAGUAAAAGAGAAAUUUGAUCAAGAACAAAAACGUCUCAACGAUGAACUAGAUCAACAAUUAAAAGCAAAGGGUUGGAUGGACCCAGACGUGGCCAAGACUUGUAACAAAAUUGCACAACAGAAAUUUGAUCAAGAAAAAAGACGUCUAUGGGAGGAACUUGAUCAACAAUUGCACGAAAAUGGUUUGGAAGAGGGUUUAAUGGACCCAGAUGUGGCUUUGAAAUACAACCAAAUUGCGAUGCACCUUGUUGACGAAGGAAAACUUGAAGAAGCCAUGGAAGUUUUCGAACAUAGGUUGAAUAUUGAAAAGAAAAUCUUUCGAUGUGAUGAUCAUCCGGAAAUGGCAUCUACAUUUCAUAAUAUAGGGUUUGUCUUGAGCAGUCAAGGCAAGUACAAGGACGCAAUGGAGCAAUACCAAAGGGCGCUUGAGAUCAAAUUGAAGGCACUUGGACCGGACCAUUUCUCGACGGCAAUAACAUAUCACAGCAUUGGAAACCUCUUACACAAGCAAGGCAAGUACGAGGACGCAAUGGAGCAAUACCAAAGGGCGCUUGAGAUCAAAUUGAAGGCACUUGGACCGGACCAUUCCUCGACGGCAUCAACAUAUCAAGAGAUUGGAAUGGUCUUGUUUGAUCAAGGCAAGUACGAUGAUGCAAUGGAGCAAUACCAAAGGGUGCUUGAGAUCGAAUUGAAGGCACUUGGACCGGACCAUUCCUCGACGGCAUCAACAUAUGAAGAGAUUGGAAACGUCUUGUAUUAUCAAGGCAAGUACGAGGAGGCAAUGGAGCAAUACCAAAGGGCGCUUGAGAUCCAAUUGAAGGCACUUGGACCAGACCAUUCCAAGACGGCAAGAACAUAUCACGAGAUUGGAAACGUCUUAAAUGAUCAAGGCAAGUACGAGGACGCAAUGGAGCAAUACCAAAGGGCGCUUGAGAUCCAAUUGAAGGCACUUGGACCGGACCAUUCCAAUACGGCAGCAACAUAUCACUGUAUUGGAAAAUUCUUGAGAGAUCAAGGCAAGUACGAGGAAGCAAUGGAGCAAUACCAAAGGGCGCUUGAGAUCAAAUUGAAGGCACUUGGACCGGACCAUUCCAAUACGGCAGUAACGUACUACUGCAUUGGAAACGUUCUGGAAUAUCAAGGCAAAUACGAGGACGCAAUGGAACAAUAUCAAAAGACACUUGCAAUUGAUUUGAAGGCACUUGGACCCAGCCACACCAACAUUGGUCUAACAUAUCAAACGAUUGGAGACGUUCUUCAGCAUCAAGGGAAACAUGACGAAGCAAGGGAACAAUUCCAACAAGCUCUUGCUAUUUUGCACAAUACCCUUGGAAAAAAUCAUUGGAGAGUUGCCAUGCUCUACAAUUCCAUGGCCAAAGACUCGGCGCAGAGAGGUGACCAAGACUCCGCUAUGGAUCUUUUGAAGAAGGCGGUCGAGACCAUGUUGGAGAAUGCACGAGAGGACCACCCAAAUCUUGCCAAGAUCUACAUCACCAUGGCUGACGUAUUAUUGGAGACUCGGCCAUCACAGCUUGAGGAAGCAGUGGAGUAUUAUGACAAGGCUCUUGCGAUUCGAGUCAAGGUCUUUGGAGAAGGGCACAAAUUUGUGAAUGAGGUUUGGCAGAAAAAGAGUGAGCUUCCAUUGUUGGGAUACUCAUGA
This is a messenger RNA of Cylindrotheca closterium, 2022 nucleotides long. NCBI's taxonomy places the organism in Eukaryota, Bacillariophyta, Bacillariophyceae, Bacillariales, Bacillariaceae. The record is from the annotation of a GenBank genome assembly.